Closterium sp. NIES-65 is the source of this 17421-nucleotide messenger RNA. The record is from the annotation of a GenBank genome assembly. Lineage: Eukaryota; Viridiplantae; Streptophyta; Zygnematophyceae; Desmidiales; Closteriaceae.
AUGUCGGUGUUCACAGCGCUGAGGGUCACCCCGCCCCAUUCUCCCGCUUUCCAUCACCCCGCCCCAUUCUCCCAUCACCCCGCCCCAUUCUCCCGCUUUCCAUCACCCCGCCCCAUUCUCCCGCUUUCCAUCACCACGCCCCAUUCUCCCGCUUUCCAUCACCCCGCCCCAUUCUCCCGCUUUCCAUCACUACGCCCCAUUCUCCCGCUUUCCAUCACCCCGCCCCAUUCUCUCGCUUUCCAUCACCCUGCCCCAUUCUCCCUCCUUCCAUCACCCUGCCUCAUUCUACCUCCUUCCAUCACCCCGCCCCAUUCUCCCGCUUUCCAUCACCCCGCCCCAUUCUCCCGCUUUCCAUCACCCCGCCCCAUUCUCCCGCUUUCCAUCACCCCGCCCCAUUUUUCCGCUUUCCAUCACCCCGCCCCAUUCUCUCUCCUUCCAUCACCCUGCCCCAUUCUCCCGCUUUCCAUCACCCCGCCCCAUUCUCCCGCUUUCCAUCACCCCGCCCCAUUCUCCCGCUUUCCACCACCCAGCCCCAUUCUCCAGCUUUCCAUCACCCCGCCACAUUCUCCCACUUUCCAUCACCCCGCCCCAUUGUCCCUCCUUCCAUCACCCCGCCGCAUUCUACCUCCUUCCAUCACCCCGCCCCAUUCUCCCUCCUUUGAUCACCCCGCCCCAUUCUCCCACUUUCCAUCAGCCCGCCCCAUUCUCCCGCUUUCCAUCACCCCGCCCCAUUCUCUCGCUUUCCAUCACCCUGCCCCAUUCUCCCUCCUUCCAUCACCCCGCCUCAUUCUACCUCCUUCCAUCACCCCGCCCCAUUCUCCCGCUUUCCAUCACCCCGCCCCAUUCUCCCGCUUUCCAUCACCCCUCCCCAUUCUCCCUCCUUCCAUCACCCCGCCCCAUUCUCCCGCUUUCCAUCACUCGCCCCAUUCUCCCGCUUUCCAUCACCUCGCCCCAUUCUCCUGCUUUCCAUCACCCCGCCCCAUUCUUCUGCUUUCCAUCACCCCGCCCCAUUCUCCCGCUUUCCAUCACCCCGCCCCAUUCACCCGCAUUCCAUCACCCGCCCCAUUCUCCCGCUUUCCAUCACCCCGCCCCGUUCUCCGGCUUUCCAUCACCCCGACCCAUCCUCCCGCUUUUUAUCACCCCGCCCCAUUCUCCCGCUUUCCAACACCCCGCCCCAUUCUCCCGCUUUCCAUCACCCCGCCCCAUUCUCCCGCUUUCCAUCACCCCGCCCCAUUCUCCCACUUUCCAUUUCCCCGCCCUAUUCUCCUGCUUUCCAUCACCCCGCCCCAUUCUCCCACUUUCCAUCACCCCGCCCCUUUCUCCCGCUUUCCAUCACCCCGCCCCAUUCUCCCGCUUUCCAUCACCCCGCCCCAUUCUCCCGCUUUCCAUCACCCCGCCCCAUUCUCCCGCUUUCCAUCACCCCGCCACAUUCUCCCGCUUUCCAUCACCCCGCCCCAUUCUCCCGCUUUCCAGCAUGCGCUACACUGGUCACCCCGCCCCAUUCUCCCGCUUUCGAUCACCCCGCCCCAUUCUCCCAUCACCCCGCCCCAUUCUCCCGCUUUCCAUCACCCCGCCCCAUUCUCCCGCUUUCCAUCACCACGCCCCAUUCUCCCGCUUUCCAUCACCCCGCCCCAUUCUCCCGCUUUCGAUCACUACGCCCCAUUCUCCCGCUUUCCAUCACCCCGCCCCAUUCUCUCGCUUUCCAUCACCCUGCCCCAUUCUCCCUCCUUCCAUCACCCUGCCUCAUUCUACCUCCUUCCAUCACCCCGCCCCAUUCUCCCGCUUUCCAUCACCCCGCCCCAUUCUCCCGCUUUCCAUCACCCCGCCCCAUUCUCCCGCUUUCCAUCACCCCGCCCCAUUUUUCCGCUUUCCAUCACCCCGCCCCAUUCUCUCUCCUUCCAUCACCCUGCCCCAUUCUCCCGCUUUCCAUCACCCCGCCCCAUUCUCCCGCUUUCCAUCACCCCGCCCCAUUCUCCCGCUUUCCACCACCCAGCCCCAUUCUCCAGCUUUCCAUCACCCCGCCACAUUCUCCCACUUUCCAUCACCCCGCCCCAUUGUCCCUCCUUCCAUCACCCCGCCGCAUUCUACCUCCUUCCAUCACCCCGCCCCAUUCUCCCUCCUUUGAUCACCCCGCCCCAUUCUCCCACUUUCCAUCAGCCCGCCCCAUUCUCCCGCUUUCCAUCACCCCGCCCCAUUCUCUCGCUUUCCAUCACCCUGCCCCAUUCUCCCUCCUUCCAUCACCCCGCCUCAUUCUACCUCCUUCCAUCACCCCGCCCCAUUCUCCCGCUUUCCAUCACCCCGCCCCAUUCUCCCGCUUUCCAUCACCCCGCCCCAUUCUCCCGCUUCCCAUCAUCCCGCCCCAUUCCCCCGCUUUCCAUCACCCCUCCCCAUUCUCCCUCCUUCCAUCACCCCGCCCCAUUCUCCCGCUUUCCAUCACUCGCCCCAUUCUCCCGCUUUCCAUCACCUCGCCCCAUUCUCCUGCUUUCCAUCACCCCGCCCCAUUCUUCUGCUUUCCAUCACCCCGCCCCAUUCUCCCGCUUUCCAUCACCCCGCCCCAUUCACCCGCAUUCCAUCACCCGCCCUAUUCUCCCGCUUUCCAUCACCCCGCCCCGUUCUCCGGCUUUCCAUCACCCCGACCCAUCCUCCCGCUUUUCAUCACCCCGCCCCAUUCUCCCGCUUUCCAACACCCCGCCCCAUUCUCCCGCUUUCCAUCACCCCGCCCCAUUCUCCCGCUUUCCAUCACCCCGCCCCAUUCUCCCGCUUUCCAUCACUCCGCCCCAUUCUCCCGCUUUCCAUCACCCCGCCCCAUUCUCCCGCUUUCCAUCACCCCACCCCAUUCUCCCUCCUUCCAUCACCCCGCCCCAUUCUCCCGCUUUCCAUCACCCCGCCCCAUUCUCCUGCUUUCCAUCACCCAGCCCCAUUCUCCCGCUUUCCAUCACCCCGCCCCAUUUUCCCGCUUUCCAUCACCCCGCCCCAUUCUCCCGCUUUCUAUCACCCUGCCCCAAUCUCCCGCUUUCCAUCACCCCGCCCCAUUCUCCCUCCUUCCAUCACCCCGCCCCAUUCUCCCGCUUUCCAUCACCCCGCCCCAUUCUCCCGCUUUCCAUAACCCCGCCCCAUUCUCCCUCCUUUCAUCACCCGCCCCAUUCUCCCUCCUUCCAUCACCCCGCCCCAUUCUCCCUCCUUCCAUCACCCCGCCCCAUUCUCCCGCUUUCCAUCGGCCCACACCAUUCUCCCGCUUUCCAUCACCCCGCCCCAUUCUCCCGCUUUCCAUCACCCCGCCCCAUUCUCCCGCUUUCCAUCACCCCGCCCCAUUCUCCCGCUUUCCAUCACCCUGCCCCAUUCUCCCGCUUUCCAUCACACCACCCCAUUCUCCCGCUUUCCAUCACACCGCCCCAUUCUCCCGCUUUCCAUCACCCCGCCCCAUUCUCCCUCCUUCCAUCACCCCGCCCCAUUCUCCCACUUUCCAUCACCCCGCCCCAUUCUCCCGCUAACAUCACCCUUCUCGAUUCUCCCGCUUUCCAUCACCCCGCCCCAUUCUCCCUCCUUCCAUCACCCCGCCCCAUUCUCCCGCUUUCCAUCACCCGCCCCAUUCUCCCGCUUUCCAUCACCCCGCCCCAUUCUCCCGCUUUCCAUCACCCCGACCCAUUCUCCCUCCUUCCAUCACCCCGCCCCAUUCUCCUUCCCAUCACCCCGCCCUCCUUCCUUCCAUCACCCCGCCCCAUUCUCCCUCCUUCCAUCACCCCGCCCCGUUCUCCCGCUUUCCAUCACCCCGCCCCAUUCUCCCACUUUCCAUUUCCCCGCCCUAUUCUCCUGCUUUCCAUCACCCCGCCCCAUUCUCCCACUUUCCAUCACCCCGCCCCAUUCUCCCGCUUUCCAUCACCCCGCCCCAUUCUCCCGCUUUCCAUCACCCCGCCCCAUUCUCCCGCUUUCCAUCACCCCGCCCCAUUCUCCCGCUUCCCAUCAUCCCGCCCCAUUCCCCCGCUUUCCAUCACCCCUCCCCAUUCUCCCUCCUUCCAUCACCCUGCCCCAUUCUCCCGCUUUCCAUCACCCGCCCCAUUCUCCCGCUUUCCAUCACCUCGCCCCAUUCUCCCGCUUUCCAACACCCCGCCCCAUUCUCCCGCUUUCCAUCACCCCGCCCCAUUCUCCCGCUUUCCAUCACCCCGCCCAAUUCUCCCGCUUUCCAUCACCCCGCCCCAUUCUCCCGCUUUCCAUAACCCCGGCCCAUUCUCCCUCCUUCCAUCACCCGCCCCAUUCUCCCUCCUUCCAUCACCCCGCCCCAUUCUCACGCUUUCCAUCACCCUGCCCCAAUCUCCCGCUUUCCAUCACCCCGCCCCAUUCUCCCUCCUUCCAUCACCCCGCCCCAUUCUCCCGCUUUCCAUCACCCCGCCCCAUUCUCCCGCUUUCCAUAACCCCGCACCAUUCUCCCUCCUUCCAUCACCCCGCCCCAUUCUCCCGCUUUCCAUCACCCCACCCCGUUCUCCCGCUUUCCAUCACCCCGCCCCAUUCUCCCGCUUUCCAUCACCCCUCCCCAUUCUCCCGCUUUCCAUCACCCCGCCCCAUUCUCCCGCUUUCCAUCACCCCGCCCCAUUCUCCCGCUUUCCAUCACCCCGCCCCAUUCUCCCGCUUUCCAUCACCCCGCCCCAUUCUCCCGCUUUCCAUCACCCCGCCCCAUUCUCCCGCUUUCCAUCACCCCGCCCCAUUCUCCCGCUUUCCAUCACCCCGCCCCAUUCUCCCUCCUUCCAUCACCCCGCCUCAAUCUACCUCCUUCCAUCACCCGGCCCCAUGCUCCCGCUUUCCAUCACCCCGCCCCAUUCUCCCGCUUUCCAUCACCCCGCCCCAUUCUCCCAUCACCCCGCCCCAUUCUCCCGCUUUCCAUCACCCCGCCCCAUUCUCCCGCUUUCCAUCACCACGCCCCAUUCUCCCGCUUUCCAUCACCCCGCCCCAUUCUCCCGCUUUCCAUCACUACGCCCCAUUCUCCCGCUUUCCAUCACCCCGCCCCAUUCUCUCGCUUUCCAUCACCCUGCCCCAUUCUCCCUCCUUCCAUCACCCCGCCUCAUUCUACCUCCAUCCAUCACCCCGCCCCAUUCUCCCGCUUUCCAUCACCCCGCCCCAUUCUCCCGCUUUCCAUCACCCCGCCCCAUUCUCCCGCUUUCCAUCACCCCGCCCCAUUUUUCCGCUUUCCAUCACCCCGCCCCAUUCUCUCUCCUUCCAUCACCCUGCCCCAUUCUCCCGCUUUCCAUCACCCCGCCCCAUUCUCCCGCUUUCCAUCACCCCGCCCCAUUCUCCCGCUUUCCACCACCCAGCCCCAUUCUCCAGCUUUCCAUCACCCCGCCACAUUCUCCCACUUUCCAUCACCCCGCCCCAUUGUCCCUCCUUCCAUCACCCCGCCGCAUUCUCCCUCCUUCCAUCACCCCGCCCCAUUCUCCCUCCUUUGAUCACCCCGCCCCAUUCUCCCACUUUCCAUCAGCCCGCCCCAUUCUCCCGCUUUCCAUCACCCCGCCCCAUUCUCUCGCUUUCCAUCACCCUGCCCCAUUCUCCCUCCUUCCAUCACCCCGCCUCAUUCUACCUCCUUCCAUCACCCCGCCCCAUUCUCCCGCUUUCCAUCACCCCGCCCCAUUCUCCCGCUUUCCAUCACCCCGCCCCAUUCUCCCGCUUCCCAUCAUCCCGCCCCAUUCCCCCGCUUUCCAUCACCCCUCCCCAUUCUCCCUCCUUCCAUCACCCCGCCCCAUUCUCCCGCUUUCCAUCACUCGCCCCAUUCUCCCGCUUUCCAUCACCUCGCCCCAUUCUCCUGCUUUCCAUCACCCCGCCCCAUUCUUCUGCUUUCCAUCACCUCGCCCCAUUCUCCUGCUUUCCAUCACCCCGCCCCAUUCUUCUGCUUUCCAUCACCCCGCCCCAUUCUCCCGCUUUCCAUCACCCCGCCCCAUUCUCCCGCUUUCCACCACCCAGCCCCAUUCUCCAGCUUUCCAUCACCCCGCCACAUUCUCCCACUUUCCAUCACCCCGCCCCAUUCCCGCCCCAUUCUCCCGCUUUCCAUCACCCCGCCCCAUUCUCUCGCUUUCCAUCACCCUGCCCCAUUCUCCCUCCUUCCAUCACCCCGCCUCAUUCUACCUCCUUCCAUCACCCCGCCCCAUUCUCCCGCUUUCCAUCACCCCGCCCCAUUCUCCCGCUUUCCAUCACCCCGCCCCAUUCUCCCGCUUCCCAUCAUCCCGCCCCAUUCCCCCGCUUUCCAUCACCCCUCCCCAUUCUCCCUCCUUCCAUCACCCCGCCCCAUUCUCCCGCUUUCCAUCACUCGCCCCAUUCUCCCGCUUUCCAUCACCUCGCCCCAUUCUCCUGCUUUCCAUCACCCCGCCCCAUUCUUCUGCUUUCCAUCACCCGCCCCAUUCCCCCGCUUUCCAUCACCCCUCCCCAUUCUCCCUCCUUCCAUCACCCCGCCCCAUUCUCCCGCUUUCCAUCACUCGCCCCAUUCUCCCGCUUUCCAUCACCUCGCCCCAUUCUCCUGCUUUCCAUCACCCCGCCCCAUUCUUCUGCUUUCCAUCACCCGCCCCAUUCUCCCACUUUCCAUCACCCCGCCCCGUUCUCCGGCUUUCCAUCACCCCGACCCAUCCUCUCGCUUUUCAUCACCCCGCCCCAUUCUCCCGCUUUCCAACACCCCGCCCCAUUCUCCCGCUUUCCAUCACCCCGCCCCAUUCUCCCGCUUUCCAUCACCCCGCCCCAUUCUCCCGCUUUCCAUCACCCCGCCCCAUUCUCCCGCUUUCCAUCACACUGCCCCAUUCUCCCGCUUUCCAUCAUCCCGCCCCAUUCUCCCUCCUUCCAUCACCCCGCCCCAUUCUCCCACUUUCCAUCACCCCGCCCCAUUCUCCCGCUAACAUCACCCUUCUUGAUUCUCCCGCAUUGCAUCACCCCGCCCCAUUCUCCCUCCUUCCAUCACCCCGCCCCAUUCUCCCGCUUUCCAUCAUCCACCCCAUUCUCCCGCUUUCCAUCACCCCGCCCCAUUCUCCCGCUUUCCAUCACCCCGACCCAUUCUCCCUCCUCCCAUCACCCCGCCCUCCUUCCUUCCAUCACCCCGCCCCAUUCUCCCUCCUUCCAUCACCCCGCUCCCCCCAUUCUCCCGCUUUCCAUCACACCGCCCCAUUCUCCCGCUAUCCAUCACACCGCCCCAUUCUCCCGCUUUCCAUCACCCCGCCCCAUUCUCCCUCCUUCCAUCACCCCGCCCCAUUCUCCCACUUUCCAUCACCCCGCCCCAUUCUCCCGCUAACAUCACCCUUCUCGAUUCUCCCGCUUUGCAUCACCCCGCCCCAUUCUCCCUCCUUCCAUCACCCCGCCCCAUUCUCCCGCUUUCCAUCACCCACCCCAUUCUCCCGCUUUCCAUCACCCCGCCCCAUUCUCCCGCUUUCCAUCACCCCGACCCAUUCUCCCUCCUCCCAUCACCCCGCCCUCCUUCCUUCCAUCACCCCGCCCCAUUCUCCCUCCUUCCAUCACCCCGCUCCGUUCUCCCGCUUUCCAUCACCCCGCCCCAUUCUCCCACUUUCCAUUUCCCCGCCCUAUUCUCCUGCUUUCCAUCACCCCGCCCCAUUCUCCCACUUUCCAUCACCCCGCCCCAUUCUCCCGCUUUCCAUCACCCCGCCCCAUUCUCCCGCUUUCCAUCACCCCGCCCCAUUCUCCCGCUUUCCAUCACCCCGCCCCAUUCUCCCGCUUCCCAUCAUCCCGCCCCAUUCUCCCGCUUUCCAUCGGCCCACCCCAUUCUCCCGCUUUCCAUCACCCCGCCCCAUUCUCCCGCUUCCCAUCAUCCCGCCCCAUUCCCCCGCUUUCCAUCACCCCUCCCCAUUCUCCCUCCUUCCAUCACCCCGCCCCAUUCUCCCGCUUUCCAUCACUCGCCCCAUUCUCCCGCUUUCCAUCACCUCGCCCCAUUCUCCUGCUUUCCAUCACCCCGCCCCAUUCUUCUGCUUUCCAUCACCCGCCCCAUUCCCCCGCUUUCCAUCACCCCUCCCCAUUCUCCCUCCUUCCAUCACCCCGCCCCAUUCUCCCGCUUUCCAUCACUCGCCCCAUUCUCCCGCUUUCCAUCACCUCGCCCCAUUCUCCUGCUUUCCAUCACCCCGCCCCAUUCUUCUGCUUUCCAUCACCCGCCCCAUUCUCCCACUUUCCAUCACCCCGCCCCCCCCAUUCUCCCGCUUUCCAUCACACCGCCCCAUUCUCCCGCUAUCCAUCACACCGCCCCAUUCUCCCGCUUUCCAUCACCCCGCCCCAUUCUCCCUCCUUCCAUCACCCCGCCCCAUUCUCCCACUUUCCAUCACCCCGCACCAUUCUCCCGCUAACAUCACCCUUCUCUAUUCUCCCGCUUUCCAUCACCCCGCCCCAUUCUCCCUCCUUCCAUCACCCCGCCCCAUUCUCCCGUUUUCCAUCACCCCGCCCCAUUCUCCCGCUUUCCAUCACCCCGCCCCAUUCUCCCGCUUUCCAUCACCCCGACCCAUUCUCCCUCCUUCCAUCAACCUGCCCCAUUUUCCUUCCCAUCACCCCGCCCUCCUUCCUUCCAUCACCCCGCCCCAUUCUCCCUCCUUCCAUCACCCCGCCCCGUUCUCCCGCUUUUCAUCACCCCGCCCCAUUCUCCCACUUUCCAUUUCCCCGCCCUAUUCUCCUGCUUUCCAUCACCCCGCCCCAUUCUCCCACUUUCCAUCACCCCGCCCCAUUCUCCCGCUUUCCAUCACCCCGCCCCAUUCUCCCGCUUUCCAUCACCCCGCCCCAUUCUCCCGCUUUCCAUCACCCCGCCCCAUUCUCCCGCUUUCCAUCACCCCGCCCCAUUCUCCCGCUUUCCAUCACCCGCCCCAUUCUCCCGCUUUCCAUCACCCCGCCCCAAUCUCCCGCUUUCCAUCACCCCGCCCCAUUCUCCCGCUUUCCAUCACCCCGCCCCAUUCUCCCGCUUUCCAUCACCCCGCCCCAUUCUCCCUCCUUCCAUCACCCCGCCUCAAUCUACCUCCUUCCAUCACCCCGCCCCAUGCUCCCGCUUUCCAUCACCCCGCCCCAUUCUCCCGUUUUCUAUCACCCCGCCCCAUUCUCCCGCUUUCCAUCACCCCGCCCCAUUCUCCCAUCACCCCGCCCCAUUCUCCCGCUUUCCAUCACCCCGCCCCAUUCUCCCGCUUUCCAUCACCACGCCCCAUUCUCCCGCUUUCCAUCACCCCGCCCCAUUCUCCCGCUUUCCAUCACUACGCCCCAUUCUCCCGCUUUCCAUCACCCUGCCCCAUUCUCUCGCUUUCCAUCACCCUGCCCCAUUCUCCCUCCUUCCAUCACCCCGCCUCAUUCUACCUCCUUCCAUCACCCCGCCCCAUUCUCCCGCUUUCCAUCACCCCGCCCCAUUCUCCCGCUUUCCAUCACCCUGCCCCAUUCUCCCGCUUUCCAUCACCCCGCCCCAUUUUUCCGCUUUCCAUCAUCCGCCCCAUUCUCUCUCCUUCCAUCACCCUACCCCAUUCUCCCGCUUUCCAUCACCCCGCCCCAUUCUCCCGCUUUCCAUCACCCCGCCCCAUUCUCCCGCUUUCCACCACCCAGCCCCAUUCUCCAGCUUUCCAUCACCCCGCCACAUUCUCCCACUUUCCAUCAACCCGCCCCAUUGUCCCUCCUUCCAUCACCCCGCCGCAUUCUCCCUCCUUCCAUCACCCCGCCCCAUUCUCCCACUUUCCAUCAGCCCGCCCCAUUCUCCCGCUUUCCAUCACCCCGCCCCAUUCUCUCGCUUUCCAUCACCCUGCCCCAUUCUCCCUCCUUCCAUCACCCCGCCUCAUUCUACCUCCUUCCAUCACCACGCCCCAUUCUCCCGCUUUCCAUCACCCCGCCCCAUUCUCCCGCUUUCCAUCACCCCGCCCCAUUCUCCCGCUUCCCAUCAUCCCGCCCCAUUCCCCCGCUUUCCAUCACCCCUCCCCAUUCUCCCUCCUUCCAUCACCCCGCCCCAUUCUCCCGCUUUCCAUCACACGCCCCAUUCUCCCGCUUUCCAUCACCUCGCCCCAUUCUCCUGCUUUCCAUCACCCCGCCCCAUUCUUCUGCUUUCCAUCACCCCGCCCCAUUCUACCGCUUUCCAUCACCCCGCCCCAUUCACCCGCAUUCCAUCACCCGCCCCAUUCUCCCGCUUUCCAUCACCCCGCCCCCCCUAUUCUCCCGAUUUCCAUCACCCCGCCCCAUUUUCCUGCUUUCCAUCACCCCGCCCCAUUCUCCCGCUUUCCAUCACCCUGCCCCAAUCUCCCGCUUUCCAUCACCCCGCCCCAUUCUCCCUCCUUCCAUCACCCCGCCCCAUUCUCCCGCUUUCCAUCACCCCGCCCCAUUCUCCCGCUUUCCAUAACCCCGCCCCAUUCUCCCUCCUUUCAUCACCCGCCCCAUUCUCCCUCCUUCCAUCACACCGCCCCAUUCUCCCUCCUUCCAUCACCCCGCCCCAUUCUCCCGCUUUCCAUCGGCCCACCCCAUUCUCCCGCUUUCCAUCACCACGCCCCAUUCUCCCGCUUUCCAUCACCCCGCCCCAUUCUCCCACUUUCCAUCACCCCGCCCCACUCUCCCGCUUUCCAUCACCCUGCCCCAUUCUCCCGCUUUCCAUCACACCGCCCCAUUCUCCCGCUUUCCAUCACACCGCCCCAUUCUCCCGCUUUCCAUCACCCCGCCCCAUUCUCCCUCCUUCCAUCACCCCGCCCCAUUCUCCCACUUUCCAUCACCCCGCCCCAUUCUCCCGCUAACAUCACCCUUCUCGAUUCUCCCGCUUUCCAUCACCCCGCCCCAUUCUCCCUCCUUCCAUCACCCCGCCCCAUUCUCCUGCUUUCCAUCACCCGCCCCAUUCUCCCGCUUUCCAUCACCCCGCCCCAUUCUCCCGCUUUCCAUCACCCCGACCCAUUCCCCCUCCUUCCAUCACCCCGCCCCAUUCUCCUUCCCAUCACCCCGCCCUCCUUCCUUCCAUCACCCCGCCCCAUUCUCCCUCCUUCCAUCACCCCGCCCCCCCCAUUCUCCCGCUUUCCAUCACCCCGCCCCAUUCUCCCGCUUUCCAUCACCCUGCCCCAAUCUCCCGCUUUCCAUCACCCCGCCCCAUUCUCCUGCUUUCCAUCACUCUGCCCCAAUCUCCUGCUUUACAUCACCCCGCCCCAUUCUCCCUCCUUCCAUCACCCCGCCCCAUUCUCCCGCUUUCCAUCACCCCGCCCCAUUCUCCCGCUUUCCAUAACCCCGCCCCGUUCUCCCUCCUUUCAUCACCUGCCCCAUUCUCCCUCCUUCCAUCACCCCGCCCCAUUCUCCCUCCUUCCAUCACCCCGCCCCCUUCUCCCGCUUUCCAUCGGCCCACCCCAUUCUCCCGCUUUCCAUCACCCGGCCCCAUUCUCCCGCUUUCCAUCACCCCGCCCCAUUCUCCCGCUUUCCAUCACCCCGCCCCAUUCUCACGCUUUCCAUCACCCAGCCCCAUUCUCCUGCUUUCCAUCACACCGCCCCAUUCUCCCGCUAUCCAUCCCACCGCCCCAUUCUCCCGCUUUCCAUCACCCCGCCCCAUUCUCCCUCCUUCCAUCACCCCGCCCCAUUCUCCCACUUUCCAUCACCCCGCACCAUUCUCCCGCUAACAUCACCCUUCUCUAUUCUCCCGCUUUCCAUCACCCCGCCCCAUUCUCCCUCCUUCCAUCACCCCGCCCCAUUCUCCCGCUUUCCAUCACCUCGCCCCAUUCUCCCGCUUUCCAUCACCCCGCCCCAUUCUCCUGCUUUCCAUCACCCCGACCCAUUCUCCCUCCUUCCAUCACCCCGCCCCAUUUUCCUUCCCAUCACCCCGCACUCCUUCCUUCCAUCACCCCGCCCCAUUCUCCCUCCUUCCAUCACCCCGCCCCGUUCUCCCGCUUUCCAUCACCCCGCCCCAUUCUCCCACUUUCCAUUUCCCCGCCCUAUUCUCCUGCUUUCCAUCACCCCGCCCCAUUCUCCCACUUUCCAUCACCCCGCCCCAUUCUCCCGCUUUCCAUCACCCCGCCCCAUUCUCCCGCUUUCCAUCACCCCGCCCCAUUCUCCCGCUUUCCAUCACCCCGCCCCAUUCUCCCGCUUUCCAUCACACCGCCCCAUUCUCCCGCUUUCCAUCACCCCAUCCCAUUCUCCCGCUUUCCAUCACCCCGCCCCAUCCUCCCGCUUUCCAUCACCCCGCCCCAAUCUCCCGCUUUCCGUCACCCCGCCCCAUUCUCCCGCUUUCCAUCAACCCGCCCCAUUGCUCCUUCCUUCCAUCACCCCGCCCCAUUCUCCCUCCUUCCAUCACCGCGCCCCAUUCUCCCGCAAUCCAUCACCCCGCCCCAUUCUCCCGCUUUCCAUUUCCCCGCCCCAUUCUCCCGCUUUCCAUCAUCCCGCCCCAUUCUCCCGCUUUCCAUCACCCCGCCCCAUUCUCCCACUUUCCAUUUCCCCGCCCUAUUCUCCUGCUUUCCAUCACCCCGCCCCAUUCUCCCACUUUCCAUCACCCCGCCCCAUUCUCCCGCUUUCCAUCACCCCGCCCCAUUCUCCCGCUUUCCAUCACCCCGCCCCAUUCUCCCGCUUUCCAUCACCCCGCCCCAUUCUCCCGCUUUCCAUCACACCGCCCCAUUCUCCCGCUUUCCAUCACCCCAUCCCAUUCUCCCGCUUUCCAUCACCCCGCCCCAUCCUCCCGCUUUCCAUCACCCCGCCCCAAUCUCCCGCUUUCCGUCACCCCGCCCCAUUGUCCCACUUUUCAUCACCCCGCCCCAUUCUCCCUCCUUCCAUCACCCCGCCCCAUUCUCCCUCCUUCCAUCACCCUACCCCAUCCUCUCUCUUUCCAUCACCCCGCCCCAUUCUCCCGCUUUCCAUCACCCCACCCCAUUCUCCCGCUUUCCAUCACCCCGCCCGAUUCUCCCGCUUUCCAUCAUCCCGCCCGAUUCUCCCGCAUUCCAUCACCCCGCCCCAUUCUCCUGCUUUCCAUCACACCGCCCCAUUCUCCCGCUAUCCAUCCCACCGCCCCAUUCUCCCGCUUUCCAUCACCCCGCCCCAUUCUCCCUCCUUCCAUCACCCCGCCCCAUUCUCCCACUUUCCAUCACCCCGCACCAUUCUCCCGCUAACAUCACCCUUCUCUAUUCUCCCGCUUUCCAUCACCCCGCCCCAUUCUCCCUCCUUCCAUCACCCCGCCCCAUUCUCCCGCUUUCCAUCACCUCGCCCCAUUCUCCCGCUUUCCAUCACCCCGCCCCAUUCUCCUGCUUUCCAUCACCCCGACCCAUUCUCCCUCCUUCCAUCACCCCGCCCCAUUUUCCUUCCCAUCACCCCGCACUCCUUCCUUCCAUCACCCCGCCCCAUUCUCCCUCCUUCCAUCACCCCGCCCCGUUCUCCCGCUUUCCAUCACCCCGCCCCAUUCUCCCACUUUCCAUUUCCCCGCCCUAUUCUCCUGCUUUCCAUCACCCCGCCCCAUUCUCCCACUUUCCAUCACCCCGCCCCAUUCUCCCGCUUUCCAUCACCCCGCCCCAUUCUCCCGCUUUCCAUCACCCCGCCCCAUUCUCCCGCUUUCCAUCACCCCGCCCCAUUCUCCCGCUUUCCAUCACACCGCCCCAUUCUCCCGCUUUCCAUCACCCCAUCCCAUUCUCCCGCUUUCCAUCACCCCGCCCCAUCCUCCCGCUUUCCAUCACCCCGCCCCAAUCUCCCGCUUUCCGUCACCCCGCCCCAUUCUCCCGCUUUCCAUCAACCCGCCCCAUUGUCCCACUUUUCAUCACCCCGCCCCAUUCUCCCUCCUUCCAUCACCCCGCCCCAUUCUCCCUCCUUCCAUCACCCUACCCCAUCCUCUCUCUUUCCAUCACCCCGCCCCAUUCUCCCGCUUUCGAUCACCCCACCCCAUUCUCCCUCCUUCCAUCACCCGGCCCCAUUCUCCCUCCUUCUAUGACCCCGCCCCAUUCUCCCUCCUUCCAUCACCCCGCCCCAUUCUCCCGCUUUCCAUCACCCCGCCCCAUUCUCCCACUUUCCAUCACCCCACCCGAUUCUCCCGCUUUCGAUCACCCCACCCCAUUCUCCCUCCUUCCAUCACCCGGCCCCAUUCUCCCUCCUUCCAUGACCCCGCCCCAUUCUCCCACUUUCCAUCACCCCGCCCCAUUCUCCCGCUUUCCAUCACCCCGCCCCAUUCUCCCACUUUCCAUCACCCCACCCGAUUCUCCCGCUUUCCAUCACCCCACCCCAGGCUCCUUCCUUCCAUCACCCCGCCCCAUUCUCCCUCCUUCCAUCACCGCGCCCCAUUCUCCCGCAAUCCAUCACCCCGCCCCAUUCUCCCGCUUUCCAUUUCCCCGCCCCAUUCUCCCGCUUUCCAUCAUCCCGCCCCAUUCUCCCGCUUUCCAUCACCCCGCCCCAUUCUCCCACUUUCCAUUUCCCCGCCCUAUUCUCCUGCUUUCCAUCACCCCGCCCCAUUCUCCCACUUUCCAUCACCCCGCCCCAUUCUCCCGCUUUCCAUCACCCCGCCCCAUUCUCCCGCUUUCCAUCACCCCGCCCCAUUCUCCCGCUUUCCAUCACCCCGCCCCAUUCUCCCGCUUUCCAUCACACCGCCCCAUUCUCCCGCUUUCCAUCACCCCAUCCCAUUCUCCCGCUUUCCAUCACCCCGCCCCAUCCUCCCGCUUUCCAUCACCCCGCCCCAAUCUCCCGCUUUCCGUCACCCCGCCCCAUUCUCCCGCUUUCCAUCAACCCGCCCCAUUGUCCCACUUUUCAUCACCCCGCCCCAUUCUCCCUCCUUCCAUCACCCCGCCCCAUUCUCCCUCCUUCCAUCACCCUACCCCAUCCUCUCUCUUUCCAUCACCCCGCCCCAUUCUCCCGCUUUCCAUCACCCCACCCCAUUCUCCCGCUUUCCAUCACCCCGCCCGAUUCUCCCGCUUUCCAUCAUCCCGCCCGAUUCUCCCGCAUUCCAUCACCCCGCCCCAUUCUCCUGCUUUCCAUCACCCCGCCCCAUUGUCCCUCCUUCCAUCACCCCGCCCCAUUCUCCCUCCUUUCAUCACCCCGCCCCAUUCUCCCUCCUUUGAUCACCCCGCCCCAUUCUCCCACUUUCCAUCAGCCCGCCUCAUUCUCCCGCUUUCCAUCACCCCGCCCCUUUCUCCCGCUUUCCAUCUCCCCACCCCAUUCUCCCGCUUUCCAUCACCCCGCCCCAUUCUCCCGCUUUCCAUCACCCCGCCCCAUUCUCCCGCUUCCCAUCAUCCCGCCCCAUUCCCCCGCUUUCCAUCACCCCGCCCCAUUCUCCCUCCUUCCAUCAGCCCGCCCCAUUCUCCCGCUUUCCAUCACCCGCCCCAUUCUCCUGCUUUCCAUCACCUCGCCCCAUUCUCCCGCUUUCCAUCACCCCGCCCCAUUCUUCUGCUUUCCAUCACCCUGCCCCAUUCUCCCGCUUUCCAUCACCCCGCCCCAUUCACCCGCAUUCCAUCACCCGCCCCAUUCUCCCGCUUUCCAUCACCCCGCCCCGUUCUCCCGCUUUCCAUCACCCCGACCCAUCCUCCCGCUUUUCAUCACCCCGCCCCAUUCUCCCGCUUUCCAACACCCAGCCCCAUUCUCCCGCUUUCCAUCACCUCGCCCCAUUCUCCCGCUUUCCAUCACCCCGCCCCAUUCUCCCGCUUUCCAUCACUCCGCCCCAUUCUCCCGCUUUCCAUCACCCCGCCCCAUUCUCCCGCUUUCCAUCACCCCGCCCCAUUCUCCCUCCUUCCAUCACCCCGCCUCAUUCUCCCUCCUUCCAUCACCCCUCCCCAUUCUCCCGCUUUCCAUCACCCCGCCCCAUUCUCCUGCUUUCCAUCACGCAGCCCCAUUCUCCCGCUUUCCAUCACCCCGCCCCAUUUUCCUGCUUUCCAUCACCCCGCCCCAUUCUCCCGCUUUCCAUCACCCUGCCCCAAUCUCUUGCUUUCCAUCACCCCGCCCCAUUCUCCCUCCUUCCAUCACCCCGCCCCAUUCUCCCGCUUUCCAUCACCCCGCCCCAUUCUCCCGCUUUCCAUAACCCCGCCCCAUUCUCCCUCCUUUCAUCACCCGCCCCAUUCUCCCUCCUUCCAUCACCCCGCCCCAUUCUCCCUCCUUCCAUCACCCCGCCCCAUUCUCCCGCUUUCCAUCGGCCCACCCCAUUCUCCCGCUUUCCAUCACCCCGCCCCAUUCUCCUGCUUUCCAUCACCCCGCCCCAUUCUCCCGCUUUCCAUCACCCCGCCCCAUUCUGACGCUUUCCAUCACCACGCCCCAUUCUCCCGCUUUCCAUCACACCGCCCCAUUCUCCCGCUUUCCAUCACACCGCCCCAUUCUCCCGCUUUCCAUCACCCCGCCCCAUUCUCCCGCUUCCCAUCAUCCCGCCCCAUUCCCCCGCUUUCCAUCACCCCGCCCCAUUCUCCCUCCUUCCAUCAGCCCGCCCCAUUCUCCCGCUUUCCAUCACCCGCCCCAUUCUCCCGCUUUCCAUCACCUCGCCCCAUUCUCCCGCUUUCCAUCACCCCGCCCCAUUCUUCUGCUUUCCAUCACCCUGCCCCAUUCUCCCGCUUUCCAUCACCCCGCCCCAUUCACCCGCAUUCCAUCACCCGCCCCAUUCUCCCGCUUUCCAUCACCCCGCCCCGUUCUCCCGCUUUCCAUCACCCCGACCCAUCCUCCCGCUUUUCAUCACCCCGCCCCAUUCUCCCGCUUUCCAACACCCAGCCCCAUUCUCCCGCUUUCCAUCACCUCGCCCCAUUCUCCCGCUUUCCAUCACCCCGCCCCAUUCUCCCGCUUUCCAUCACUCCGCCCCAUUCUCCCGCUUUCCAUCACCCCGCCCCAUUCUCCCGCUUUCCAUCACCCCGCCCCAUUCUCCCUCCUUCCAUCACCCCGCCUCAUUCUCCCUCCUUCCAUCACCCCUCCCCAUUCUCCCGCUUUCCAUCACCCCGCCCCAUUCUCCUGCUUUCCAUCACCCAGCCCCAUUCUCCCGCUUUCCAUCACCCCGCCCCAUUUUCCUGCUUUCCAUCACCCCGCCCCAUUCUCCCGCUUUCCAUCACCCUGCCCCAAUCUCUUGCUUUCCAUCACCCCGCCCCAUUCUCCCUCCUUCCAUCACCCCGCCCCAUUCUCCCGCUUUCCAUCACCCCGCCCCAUUCUCCCGCUUUCCAUAACCCCGCCCCAUUCUCCCUCCUUUCAUCACCCGCCCCAUUCUCCCUCCUUCCAUCACCCCGCCCCAUUCUCCCUCCUUCCAUCACCCCGCCCCAUUCUCCCGCUUUCCAUCGGCCCACCCCAUUCUCCCGCUUUCCAUCACCCCGCCCCAUUCUCCUGCUUUCCAUCACCCCGCCCCAUUCUCCCGCUUUCCAUCACCCCGCCCCAUUCUCCCGCUUUCCAUCACCACGCCCCAUUCUCCCGCUUUCCAUCACACCGCCCCAUUCUCCCGCUUUCCAUCACACCGCCCUAUUCUCCCGCUUUCCAUCACCCCGCCCCAUUCUCCCUCCUUCCAUCACCCCGCCCCAUUCUCCCACUUUCUAUCACCCCGCCCCAUUCUCCCGCUAA